Messenger RNA from Nylanderia fulva, 1596 nucleotides. It is a transcript of the gene rept, whose product is annotated as RuvB-like helicase 2 rept. Lineage: Eukaryota; Metazoa; Arthropoda; Insecta; Hymenoptera; Formicidae. The record is from RefSeq and is a predicted model, not a curated record. Gene Ontology annotation, molecular function: ATP binding; ATP hydrolysis activity; ATP-dependent activity, acting on DNA.
UAUGGAAGGGGAACGAGUUCUAUGAUUUUCUCUUAUUUCGCCGGCGAAGAUACACAUGUUUAUUAUCAUUGAGCAUGGCGGUUCUUACUAAUGUCCAAGAUGUUCGUGAAAUUACCAAAAUUGAGCGCAUCGGUGCUCAUUCCCAUAUCAGAGGUUUAGGACUGAGCGACAACUUGGAAGCUCGUCAUGUAUCCCAAGGUAUGGUUGGCCAGGAAAUGGCCCGUAGGGCAGCUGGCGUUGUUCUGGAGAUGAUAAAAGAUGGCAAGAUAGCAGGUCGUGCGGUUUUGCUAGCCGGACAACCUGGCACAGGAAAAACAGCCAUUGCUAUGGGACUGGCGCAAGCCCUGGGUGCAGAUACCCCUUUCACGUCGAUGGCUGGUUCUGAGAUUUAUUCUUUAGAAAUGAGUAAGACGGAGGCCCUACUUCAGUCUAUCAGAAAGUCCAUCGGUGUUAGAAUCAAAGAGGAGACAGAAAUUAUAGAGGGCGAGGUGGUGGAGAUCCAAGUUGAUAGGCCGGCAACUGGAGUGGGAGUGAAAGUUGGCAAACUGACAUUAAAAACAACUGAAAUGGAAACGAUAUAUGAUUUAGGAAACAAAAUGAUCGAUUGUUUGAUGAAGGAGAAAGUGCAAGCUGGUGAUGUUAUAACAAUCGAUAAAGCAACAGGAAAGAUCAACAGACUCGGACGGUCCUUUACGAGAGCUCGAGAUUACGAUGCAACUGGUUCUCAAACGCGUUUCGUUCAAUGUCCGGAGGGCGAAUUGCAGAAACGCAAAGAAGUUGUUCAUACGGUGACUUUACAUGAAAUUGAUGUAAUAAAUAGCAGAACUCAUGGAUUCUUAGCGCUGUUCGCCGGAGAUACCGGAGAGAUUAAAUCGGAAGUGCGGGAUCAAAUAAAUGCUAAAGUUGCCGAAUGGCGAGAGGAGGGUAAAGCGGAAAUCGUGCCAGGCGUACUUUUUAUCGACGAGGUACACAUGUUGGACAUCGAAUGUUUUUCAUUUCUCAAUCGGGCACUGGAAAAUGAAAUGGCUCCAGUUGUGAUCAUGGCAACAAACAGAGGUAUUACAAGAAUCAGAGGGACAAAUUAUAAAAGUCCUCAUGGAAUGCCAAUUGAUUUAUUGGAUCGUAUGAUUAUUGUUCCGACAAUUCCAUAUCAAGAGAAAGACCUAAAGGAAAUCUUGAAAAUAAGAUGCGAGGAAGAAGAUUGUGAAAUGGCUGAUGAUGCUCUGACAGUGUUAACAAGGAUCGCUUUGGAAACCUCACUAAGAUACGCAAUACAAUUAAUUACUACGGCUUCUCUGGUUAGUCGCCGAAGAAAGAGUACAGAAGUUAAUAUUGACGACGUAAAACGUGUCUAUUCUCUAUUUCUUGAUGAAAAUAGAUCUACGCAAUUUCUUAAGGAAUAUCAAGAUGAUUUUAUGUUCAAUGAAUUCCCUACUGCAGCUGGGGAUAUGGAUGUUUCUCCAUAGAGAAUUAAAAAGUAUAGAAGUCGAAUUUUUUUCAUUAAGUUCUAUAUUUUACAAUAUUCAUCUAUAAUUAUCAAAGAGUAAUUAUAUUAGAAUGUUUUAUUUUUAUUACAUGAAAAACAAUCGAGACACA